Messenger RNA from Henningerozyma blattae CBS 6284, 879 nucleotides. It is a transcript of the gene DPC29, whose product is annotated as post-initiation translation factor DPC29. The transcript has a single exon. The record is from RefSeq and is a predicted model, not a curated record. Bases 1 to 879 code for a protein of 292 amino acids. NCBI's taxonomy places the organism in Eukaryota, Fungi, Ascomycota, Saccharomycetes, Saccharomycetales, Saccharomycetaceae. Gene Ontology annotation, cellular component: mitochondrion.
AUGUUGGUACGUGCAAUUAGAUCUUCUUUAAAACAACGUGGAUUCCAUUCCGCGCAUGGUGUCGUUUGGUCAGGCCAUAAUAAAUGGAGCACUAUUAAACACGAUAAAGCCAAGAAUGAUGCCAAUAGAAACAAAAUCAUUAAUAAAUGUGCAAAUCAAAUAGCAUUGAGUAUCAAAUUAGGUGGUGGUAGCACAGACCCUGCAUUGAACAUGAGACUAAACGCAGCAAUCACCUCUGCUUUGAAAAAUAAUGUUACCAAGAGAGUAAUCGAAAAUGCUAUUAAGAAAGGGUCUGGCGCAAGUGGUGAUUCUGGUAACAACUUAGAAAGUUGUACCUAUGAAAUAAUGGGUCCUGGUGGUGUAGCCAUGGUUGUUGAAGCCGCUACUGAUAACAAGAAUCGAACAAUUGGAUUUGUUCGAUCUCUAACAAAUAAAGCAAAUGCCUCGAUGUCCCCAACUUUGUACAUGUUUGAUGCUAGAGGUAGAAUAGUUGUGGAACCUCCUGCUCAUUUAUUGGGGAACGAUGAAGGUGUAUUGGAAAGUAUCUUGGAAUUAGACGAUAUUGUCGAUGUCAACAAGAAUGAAGAAGACGAAGAAACUUCAAAAGAUGAUACAACGACAUCAUCGGAGGAUAAUGCCCCAGAAAAGUACACUGUGAUUACAGAACCCACAGAUACCAACACAGUUAGUUCGAACCUUCAAAAACUUGGGUUCAAUCUUCAAGACGUCCGAAUCGUUCAAGUAGCUCAAGAAGCAACACAGAUAGAUCCUUCUGAAGAAACAUUCGAGAAAAUCAAACGAUUUGUUGACCAACUGCAAGAUAUCGACGAGAUCACAGACAUAUACACUAACAUCCGCGGCUGUCCGUUUUCUCCAUGA